CGGAAAAAAAACUUUACUGGAAAUGUACAGUAAUGAAUUGUCCAGCACAUAUUCACACGGAUACAAAUAACAACUUACUGUACAAAAAAGGGGAGCACAAUCAUUUGCCUGAAUCAGAGGAUUUUAUGGUGAAAAAAUUUCGAGCCGCUCUCAAGGAACGAGUGGUAAAUGAAACGAUACCAAUACAAAAAAUUUAUGACGAAGAAAUCGUCAAAGCAAAUUUUUCAUCGAACACAUACAAUCAGGUUUAAAUCGUGCACGAAGAAAACUGACACCAACAUUACCUACAUCAAAUUUAUUCGAUAUACCGCCUGGAUAUCAAACAACAGCAUCGGGUGAAACAUUUUUAAUUUGUGAUAAAAUGGUCUCUCGAAAAAAAAGGAUGUUAAUAUUCAGCAGUCCAAAGCAGCUACAACUGUUAUUUGAUAUUUCAAUGGUUUUUCUUGAUGGAACGUUUUAUGCAACACCGUCAUUUUUCGAUCAAAUCUUUACUAUCCACGGCUUGAACUUUUCCAUGUAUAUUCGCAGUGCUGCCCGAUCGAAAAAAGCAACGUAUCAAGAACUAUUUCAAGAAGUAAAAUCUAUUGCGGCAUCUAUGGGUCAAAUAUGGCAACCCGAUCAAAUCAUGUUUGAUUUUGAAACAGGUCUCAUGCCAGCAGUAUCUGCAGAACUUCCUUUAUGUGUUCAUAAAGGCUGUUUCUAUCACUACUCGCAGUGCUUGUACCGACGUAUUCAAUCUACUGGUUUAGCUACAGCUUACUCUCAAGACGAAGCAUUACGAAGUUGUUGCAAAAAGCUCAUGGCUCUUCCAUUUCUACCAAUUAGUGAAGUUGAAAAUGCUUUUUAUUCUUUACGUACAACAGCUGAUCAAGAGGUAAAAAAAACUCCGUGA
Adineta ricciae is the source of this 892-nucleotide messenger RNA. The record is from the annotation of a GenBank genome assembly. Lineage: Eukaryota; Metazoa; Rotifera; Eurotatoria; Adinetida; Adinetidae.